ACUGCAUGUGGCUGUGUCUGCUGAACAGUGGCACCAGUGUCCUCGCCGGGUUUGCAGUCUUCUCAGUGCUCGGCUUCAUGGCAAAAGAACAAGGUGUUUCUAUCUCAGAAGUGGCCGAGUCAGGACCGGGGCUGGCCUUUAUCGCGUACCCACAGGCCAUAGCGAUGAUGCCCCUCCCUCAGCUGUGGGCCAUCUGCUUCUUUAUGAUGCUCAUCCUUCUGGGACUGGACACUCAAUUCGUUGCCAUGGAGGUGAUCAUGACGUCCAUCAUAGACAUGUUUCCCGCGGUGAUGCGUCGGCCCAAGCGUCGCGAGCUCUUCCUCCUCCUCUUCUGCCUCACCUGCUUCGUCCUGCAGCUGGUCAUGAUCACUGAGGUGGCUGAGAUAAUGAGUGCCUUGGGCCUGUUGGACUGUGCCCACACCAGGACGAGUGCCUUGUCUGGGGGGCAGUGUAAGAGACUGGCCAUCGCUCUGGAGCUCGUCAACAACCCCCCUGUCAUGUUCUUUGACGAGCCCACCAGCGGCUUGGACAGUGUCUCGUGUCACCAGGUGGUGUCACUGAUGCGCUCUUUGGCUCAGGGAGGACGCACCAUCAUCUGCACCAUCCACCAGCCCAGCGCCAAACUGUUUGAGAUGUUUGACAAGCUCUAUAUCCUCAGUGAGGGCCAGUGUAUUUACAAAGGCUCGGUGCCGUACCUCAUCCCGUACCUGAAGACCCUGGGCCUGCAUUGUCCCACCUACCACAACCCCGCUGACUUCAUCAUUGAAGUGGCCUCUGGAGAGUAUGGGAACAUGAACCCGGUCCUGUUUGAAGCGGUUCAGAGCGGAUUGUGUGCUCUGAACGAGACGAAAAGCCUCAACCAAAACAAUGGACACCAGAUCUGUACCACGACCAACCACAAGAUGGAAAGCCAUACUUUUGCAACCAGCACUUUAAAACAGUUCUAUAUUCUGUUCAAAAGGACGUUUAUAACAAUAUGCAGAGAUCAGGUUUUGACCCACCUCAGGAUCAUUUCACACAUCCUGGUCGGUGUGGUAACAGGUUUACUGUAUCUCAAAAUUGGAAACGAUGCAAACAAAGUCUUAAACAACACCGGCUUCCUCUUCUUCUCGAUGCUCUUCCUCAUGUUUGGAGCGCUCAUGCCGACCGUCUUAACAUUCCCUCUGGAGAUGCCUGUGUUUUUGAGAGAACAUCUGAACUACUGGUACAGUUUAAAAGCGUACUGUCUGGCAAAAACCAUGGCGGACAUACCCUUUCAGGUGCUGUGCCCGGUCCUGUACUGCACUAUCGUGUACUGGAUGACGGAGCAGCCCCCCGAAGCCGCUCGGUUCCUGCUCUUCAUCGCUCUGUCCAUCUGCACGUCUCUGGUGGCACAGUCUCUGGGGCUGCUGGUCGGAGCCGCCUCCACCUCUCUGCAGGUUGCCACAUUUAUCGGUCCCGUCACUUCCGUCCCAGUGCUGCUCUUCUCCGGUUUCUUUGUCACCUUUGAUACGAUCCCCAAGUAUCUUCAGUGGAGCUCGUAUAUGUCUUACAUCAGGUAUGGUUUUGAGGGAGUGAUCCUGUCCAUCUACAGCAUGAACCGCUCGGAGCUGGAGUGUCCGGGGAAAGCGUGCCGGUUCCAGCAGCCAGAGGACGUCCUGCAGCUGAUGGACGUGCAGGACGCUAAGCUCUACCUGGACUUCAUCGUUCUGGGCAUCUUCUUCCUCAUCCUGCGUCUGGCCACGUACCUCGUCCUCCGCUACAAGAUCAAGGCUGAGAGAUAG
Molecule: messenger RNA, 1763 nt
Organism: Periophthalmus magnuspinnatus
Lineage: Eukaryota; Metazoa; Chordata; Actinopteri; Gobiiformes; Gobiidae
Product: ATP-binding cassette sub-family G member 4-like
Exons: 13
Coding region: 6-1763 (585 amino acids)
Cellular component (GO): plasma membrane
Molecular function (GO): ATP binding; ABC-type transporter activity; ATP hydrolysis activity
Source: RefSeq, a predicted model, not a curated record